UGUACUACACUAUACAAAAGUCUCAUUACAUUUGGUAUAGGUAGACAUAUGUUUUGUAUACUUAUAAAUUUAUAAUUAUAUUUACUUGCUACAAGCUUAUGCCAGUUCAUGCUUUUUUUAAAUUACUUACACAUGAAUAAACCAAAAAUUUAAUAAUUCAAAUUAUAAACAAUAAUAAGUAUUUAAAAUGGAUGAAGACGAUGAGACAGCUAGCGAUGAUAAAGUCAAUGAUCUCAAAGAGAUCAUCAAAAUCCGCAGUGAAGAAAGUAUUCAUCAAGAACUGUCACAUCACAUAGAAUUAAAUUCAAAGUCUUUAGUAUCAUCCGUUACGUCAUCAGAUAAAGCAGAAGAAAAAGAAACAAAUUUUGAAAAUGCUGAAUUAGAUCGACGUGUAAAAGUGGGAGAGAUCACACCUUUUGAAGCUGAGUCGAAGAAAACUGAUUCCCCUGGUUCACUAAAUGCCGGCAGUGGACUACUGGACUUGGAAAAAUAUCUUAAGAGACAAGCAGAGUUUGCCGCUAAGAAAAAGAGUCUUCAGAAGCCAAAGCUUUCCAAGUUGCAGCAGGCCAAAGAAAACUUAACCAGCAAAAAGCGUAAGACAAAAAGCAGAAAAAGUUCAGAAUCUUCAAAUUCGUCUUCUCUUAAACAGAAUGAAGAAGAAGAAGCACCACCAGUUUCUACGGAACCUCCGAAACCAUCUGGGUCUUUGAAAAACCAUCAAGACAAUCAGGAUGACAGCGGCAGCGAAUACGUCCCCAGUGACGAAGAUUCAGAGGAAGAAACCAGCAAAGUUUCUAAAGCGAAAAAAAAACGUCUGUCAAUUGACUCAUCAAAGAAGAGAUGCAGAAUUCUUGACGAUGGGGAUGAAUCGUUGUACAAAAAAAGAGUCGACGAAAAAAUAAAAUCCACUAGGUUUGAUGACAGUCUUCGGACUGUUGAUAAUUUAUUCAAAGUUCCGCGGUCACUGUGGAAAAAACUGUACGAGUAUCAAAAGGUAUCAGUUCGCUGGCUCUGGGAGUUACACGGCCGUAACUUAGGAGGUUUACUCGGUGACGAAAUGGGUCUGGGUAAAACUGUCCAGGUGAUAGCAUUUUUUGCUGGCCUUGAUUGCAGCGAACUGCUGUCCGAUGGCGGCAGAUUUCGGGGACUUGGUCCCACUUUGAUCGUAUGCCCAGCGACGUUACUAGAGCAGUGGGUCCAUCAUUUCCACGACUGGUGGCCUUCCCUGCGAGUCGUAACCCUGCAUCACUCGGGAACCCAUCAAGGCGACCCUGAAGAUUUACUCGAAAGUCUGAAGACCGGCGGAGUUUUGCUGACUUCAUACUCCGGUGUCUUGAAUCACGCAGACUUACUCGUGCCCUACAAGUGGCACUACGUCGUCUUGGAUGAGGGUCACAAGAUCCGCAAUCCCCAGGCGAAGGUUACCAAAGUCGUAAAAAAAUUUUGUACCCCCCACCGGCUUCUGUUGACCGGCAGCCCAAUGCAGAAUUCACUCAAAGAGUUAUGGUCUCUGUUCGACUUCAUUUUGCCUGGGAAACUUGGGACCAUUGAUGCAUUUAUAGAGCACUGCGCUACGCCAAUCACCAGAGGCGGAUACGCCAACGCUUCUUUACUACAAGAAGCAACGGCUCUACAAGUCGCCACGAUGCUGAAGGAAGCGAUCAGUCCCUACAUGUUAAGGCGAACUAAAAAUGAUGUCAGACAUCACAUUAACUUGCCGGAAAAAAAUGAACAAGUUUUAUUUUGCAGUCUUACUAAGGAACAGACUCAUUUGUACAAAGAGUUUUUGAAGUCUGACUGCGUUAGCUCAGUAUUACAUGAAAAAUCAGCCGCUGGUGACAACAGAUACCGAGCGAAACUUUUAGUCGCACUGACAACAUUGAGAAAAUUAUGCAAUCAUCCUGAUUUGUACAUUUAUACUAAAGAUGAUGAAGGUUCUGAUGAAGAAAUGGAUGCCAGUGAGAACAUUGAUCUAGAGAAGUUUGGAUUCUGGAAGAGGUCGGGAAAGAUGACGGUGGUGAGAUCGCUCCUGAAAAUUUGGAAACGUCAGGGUCAUCGGGUAGUAAUUUUUACACAGAGCAGGCAAAUGCUCCAUAUACUGGAGGCUUUGAUCCAGCAGGAAGGCUACACGUACCUGAGACUUGAUGGCUCGACGGCGAUGUCCGAGCGCCAAAGAACGAUUCGUAAAUUUAAUGAGGAUAAUUCUUAUCUUGUUUUCAUUUCAACGACAAGAGUCGGGGGUUUAGGAAUCAACUUAACUGGAGCUAAUCGUGUCAUCAUUUAUGAUCCCGACUGGAACCCGGCUACUGAUGCCCAGGCACGUGAACGCUCGUGGCGAAUUGGGCAGGAUAAGCAAGUGACCAUUUACCGAUUGAUCACUGCGGGUACUAUUGAAGAAAAAAUUUAUCAUCGACAGAUUUUUAAACUGUUGCUGUCAAAUCGGGUUCUGGAUGAUCCGCGUCAGCGAAGGCUGUUUCAGACGUCUGAUUUAACUGAACUGUUUAAUUUAAAUGAACCGAUCGAUGGCACUGCUACUGAAUCUGAUCGGCUUUUUGGAGAUAACAAUUCUAAGGAUGAUAAAAAAAAAUGUAAAUCCAAGGAAUUGUCUCGGAGAAAAGAGAGUAAAGUGUCGGCGCUGUUCGAUGGGGAACAGGUGUCUUGUUUGAUUGGCCGCAGGCUCGGUCAUUCUGAUUCUGGAGAAUCAUCAAAUGCAGCAGUCGUUGAUGAUGAUAACUAUGUACUUAAUAAAUUAUUUUCUAAGACAAAUGUAAAUUCAGCGUUGGAGCACGAAAAAAUUUUAUCAAGUGCUAAAAUAGAUUCAAAUACAGCAACGCCGAUGCAGCGAUUAGCUCGCGAAACAGCUCAAGAGAGUAUGGACUUUGUGCGUCAAUCUCGAAAAUGGUGUUGGAGACCAUCCUGGGAUCCAAUAUAAAUUUUUCCACAAAUUUUUUAUAUAAAUAUUAUUAUUUAUUUUGAAUAUUUAUACUUAAAAUAGAAACAGAAGCAUGUACAUACAAACACGUAAUAAUUU
This is a messenger RNA of Microplitis demolitor, 3031 nucleotides long. RefSeq names its product DNA excision repair protein ERCC-6. Gene Ontology annotation, biological process: transcription-coupled nucleotide-excision repair. The coding region runs from base 188 to 2932 and encodes 914 amino acids. The transcript is spliced from 3 exons. Gene Ontology annotation, molecular function: ATP-dependent chromatin remodeler activity; ATP binding. The record is from RefSeq and is a predicted model, not a curated record. Gene Ontology annotation, cellular component: nucleus. NCBI's taxonomy places the organism in Eukaryota, Metazoa, Arthropoda, Insecta, Hymenoptera, Braconidae.